Messenger RNA from Neurospora crassa OR74A, 2161 nucleotides. RefSeq names its product phosphopantothenate-cysteine ligase. Gene Ontology annotation, molecular function: phosphopantothenate--cysteine ligase activity. The record is from RefSeq and is a predicted model, not a curated record. NCBI's taxonomy places the organism in Eukaryota, Fungi, Ascomycota, Sordariomycetes, Sordariales, Sordariaceae. Gene Ontology annotation, biological process: coenzyme A biosynthetic process. The transcript is spliced from 5 exons. Bases 610 to 1932 code for a protein of 440 amino acids. Gene Ontology annotation, cellular component: cytoplasm; nucleus.
GCCCCGCCACGCCGGGAUCCCAACGACGUCGAUUGAACUCCGGUACCUCACACCACCCACACGACAUCACAGGGCACUACUCUACUUCGACAGCUUUACAUAUAAAGCUCACCGGCAACCCUCCGAAACCUGAGGUGACGCAACAUCCCCGAAUUGGACCUUAUAACGAUCCGAACGGAACGAAGUUGAAGGGCGAACAUAACCAAUUCGCCGCGCCUCUGCCUCGCCGUUCUCGACAAAACUUUGUAUACCCUUGCCGAUUCCUUCCAAGUCAUCACUGCAGAGGCUCAGCAAGACGAUCAAUAAUCACAAAUAACUGGGGUCUACACGGUCAAUUAAGGGGACAAGUUUAUAAACCGGGCUUCGCAACGGAUUACCAAGACGAUUGAGUCUAGUACGUUUCAUCUUUAUCAUCAAUCACCCAGCAGACGGUCUCUCGCCGUUCUUCUUGAGAACUUAGUAGACUUCAUCUACCACAUCACGCUCAAACUGCACAGCCACCAUCAACGUGAUUACGCAAACCAACCGGAAGAGCGUCAAAACUAAAACCAGGGCAUCAUCUUUCCAUCACCUUCACCACCAGAAACUUCAGACGAAAACACCUACAAAAUGAUGUCCCAAAUCCCCGGCGAGACCCCACCACCCAACCUGGCCACUCUGGCCGAGGACCACUACUUCUCUGCCAACCCGCCGCCCAAGGACCUUGAGAAGCACGUGAAGCAGGCCAAGGACUUUAUCGAUUUCCAUGCAAAAGAGGGGCGGAGGUUGGUGCUGAUUACCAGUGGUGGAACUACUGUGCCGCUUGAAAAGCAGACUGUGCGCUUCAUUGACAACUUCUCAGCUGGUACUCGCGGAGCUACAUCCGCCGAAUACUUCCUCGAAGCCGGCUACGCCGUCCUCUUUCUUCACCGACAAUUCUCCCUCCUGCCCUUCUCGCGCCACUACUCGCACGCAAAGGAUUGCUUCCUCGAUUUUCUUCGCGAAGGGCCCGACGGCUCUGUCGUUGCCCGCGACAAGGACGCCAGCAAAAUGCUCCAAGUCCUUCGCAAGUACCAUGACGCCCGCGACAACAACAUGCUGCUGGCCAUCCCCUUCCUCAGCAUCUCGGACUAUCUGCACGAGCUGAGGUCCAUCGCCCAGCUGAUGAAGCCGCUCGGCCCCAACGCUCUCUUGUAUCUCGCGGCCGCCGUUAGCGACUUUUUCGUGCCGCCAGACCGCAUGUCGGAGCACAAGAUCCAGAGCACGGACGCGGCGGAUCUGAAGAAGAAAUUGUCAUCUUCUACUGCCACAUCAUCUGCUGCGCCCAGUGCGAACCCUAGUGCCAGAGCUACGCCUGCCUCUGGUGGCUCUGUUGGAUCUAGGAACGGAUCGGGAGGGACGGGAGUGGUGGAUGAAGAGACCUUUGACAACUUUGAUUCUUCCCCCACCGUGCCUAGGAGUAAGCGGUUGGUGGUCGAUCUUGAUCCCGUGCCCAAGUUCCUCAAGAACUUGGUGGAGGGAUGGUCGCCUGAGGGCAUGAUUGUCUCGUUCAAGCUGGAGACGGAUCCAAGCAUCUUGACGCUGAAGGCCAAGUACUCGCUGAAUAGGUAUCAGCAUCAUUUGGUUAUUGGAAAUUUGCUCUCCACCCGCAAAUGGGAAGUAGUCUUUGUAGCACCCAACCGCAAAGACAGGUGGAUCCGCGUCCCCAUGCACCGUCGUGUCGGCGGCUCUUCUUCUACUUCUACUUCUUCCGGCAACCCAGCAGCAGCAGUAACAACAACAACAACAACGACAACAGACAAGGACGAACCGCUCGACCCCAAGUCUCUCCCCGAAGGCGAACCGGAAAUCGAGAUUGAGAGCUUGAUCAUCCCGGCUGUCAAGGAUUUGCAUAGUGAGUAUAUUGAUACGUUUGAGCGCGAGAGGAGGGGGAGGAGUGGUACGCCUGCCUAGUGCUUGAAGGCGGGGGGUGUUUGAGGGAAUGAGUGGAGGGAGUGGGUGGAGGAUGAAAGUGGUAUGUUUGUAGUAUAGUCGUGGUAUAGUCAUGGUAUGAUUCAAUGUCACGGGAGGACAUGGGCAGGAACAUACCUCGGAUGCAAAGCAGAGAGCGGUAUGAUGUACGCAUACAGUCAGUUAGUCAUAUAUCGGAAAUGCGGUUAAUCAAAAAUCUUGGAAAGGGAAA